CUGAACUGACCAUUACAGGAUGGGUCGGAUGAGCUGACUACCGUCAUGGCAGAAUUGGCCAAGAUCCCUGAAAAGACGUGUGACAGCUGAGAUAAGAAGUGGCAUAAAAGGUUGCUGUCAGCUGUGAGUCACUCACUGACUACUGAUUGUCAGAGGGGUAAUAAUUCUGGCCUUGUGUUUUGUUUUUUAUUUAUUUUUACUAUUAUUAAUUGCAGUUGUAUCUUUGUUGUUUUUAAGGUUAAGCAAUAUCCCUUUGGUCAUUUCUUGUUUAAAGUUGGGUUUUAUUUACAUUUGAUUAUUUUGACCUUACCUUUAUUUUCUAUCGUGACUCUCGCGCAUGUCUUUUGUUUCCUUGAACGGUCUGCUAUAAAUAGACGCUUAUAGCGCGCUUCUCGUCUUUUGUAUCGCUGCCGGUGGGCGGAGUUCUGGCUCCGAGUGACAGCGGCGCGCGUCCAAUCAGAGCAGAGACUAAAGCUUUUAAUACCGUCGGGCUCGCGGUCCGAGCCACCUGUAGCACGCAGCGGCCAGGAGCGACUGCUCGGCUCCGUUAUACUUCGCUAUAUCAAAGUCAUCUUCACGUGAAAUAUGUCCCCCACCUUCCUCCAUGUCGUGAUUUUGCUGGCAGCUUUCGGCAGAGGGUCCAGCACUGAGGGAUUAACCACACAAGACACGAACAUUUCAGGCUCAACGUCAAAUAGCAGUUUUACAACAUCAUCCAUGACGUCAUCCAUCACCAUUGCAGCAGAUACAACAACUACACACGAUGCCACGUCUGAGUCUACAACUGUGGAAUCCUCCACAGCCACAACCUCCCAACUGAGCUCCGGGUCCAGCACCGGCCGAACUGACUCCUCAUCAGCUCCACACACAACACAGUCCCCCACGGAGGCAAGCCUCCCAACCGGCUCUCCUGCAGAUAACACAGCGACCAGCAACCACGCGACAACUUCAAGUACGAUGAGCACAAGCAACGGAACAACAACUAUCGAGGCGAACACUCCCACAACAAUCGACACAGGCACGUCAAUGACUGCACCUACAAAUAACACAGUCACAACUAUGACUCCCACACUCAACAACACAGUCACAACUAUGACUCCAACAACCAACCACACAGUCACGCCUAUGACUCCAACAACCAACAACACAAACACAAGCAUGACUCCAACAACCAACAACACAGUCACGCCUAUGACUCCAACAACCAACAACACCGACACAACUAUGACUCCAACAACCAACAACACAGUCACGCCUAUGACUCCAACAACCAACAACACAAACACAACCAUGACUCCAACAACUAACAACACAAACACAACCAUGACUCCAGCAACCAACCACACAGUAAUGCCUAUGACUCCAACAACUAACAACACAACUAUGACUCCAACAACCAACCACACAGUAACGCCUAUGACUCCAACAACUAACAACACAACUAUGACUCCAGCAACCAACCACACAGUCACGCCUAUGACUCCAACAACCAACAACACAAACACAACUAUGACUCCAGCAACCAACCACACAGUCACGCCUAUGACUCCAACAACCAACAACACAAACACAACUAUGACUCCAACAACCAACAACACAGUCACACCUAUGACGCCAACAACCAACAACACUUUCACGUCAAUAACUCCAACAGCCAACAACACUUUCACGUCGAUGACUCCAACUAAUGACACCAAUGGUACAACCACUGGUCCAGUGACCCCAGCAAAUUCAACAGCUUUACUAACUACAGCUGCACCAACUAACACCUCGCUUGAGACUUCUGCGUCCUCUACCACACCCUCACCCUCCACCACCAGCACAAAUACAACACUAACAGCGGGACCCUCACCCUCUUCACCUACUUCCAUCUCUACCUCCAGCUCUGUCCCUUCAAACACCUCCCCAGGCAGUAGCACUGUACCCUCCACUGGAAAUACCACCCUCCUUAGUCCCUCAACAGCAACCUCCAGAGGUACCAGCAGCACUCCAGGAGUUACCGAUGUGACUCCUACUGAACCAUCCACGGGAAACACAUCAGCCUCUCUCACCACCAGCGUCGGUACUGGGCCCACCGCCACCGUGACCAGCCUGGGACCCAACGCCACUACAUCGGCCCCUCCCACCUUAACUCCAGCUGCUGUGUGUCCAUUCAUCCCAUGUCCACUUCAAAGCGUCUGUCUCAAUGGCACCUGCCAGUGUCUGUCUGGUAGCUUCCUGCUCAAUGGUCGCUGUGUUCCUGCCCAAGUGUUCCCGGGCCAGCUUCAUUUGACGUCCCUGACGUUUGAAGCCGGAAUGAGUAACAGGUCCUCGGAAAUAUUCCAGAGGACGGCAGCGAAGAUCUCGGGAGCGCUCAAAAGCGCCCUCGGUGGUCAGCAGGGGUACAUACAGUCGGAGGUUGUGAGACUUCAACCAGGAAGUGUAGAGGCUACUGUGAACAACAUUUUUGAAAACAGCAACGCUACUCAAGAGUCUGUGGGGCAGUCCAUUAAAGAUGCUAUAGCCAAAUCACAAAGCGCCGAUGGGCUGCUAUCCAACGCUACGUUUGCAGGCACAGACUUGUGUGCUCAGCAGCCGUUACCUUGUGAGCCUGCCACCACAACGUGCCAAUACACAAACGGCCGCGCAGUGUGCUUCUGUAGGGACGGCUACGUCUCCGUCGUCUACUCAAACACCAGCUGCAGAGCGUGUCCCAGUGGCCAGAGAGCAGUGGGGGACUCGUGCCAACCAUGUGCGUUUGGAUACGCCGGCUUCAACUGCAAUGACUCAUCUCUGCUGGCAGUGGUGGUCAUCUCCUGUGUCCUCGGGGGAGUUCUUCUACUCAUUAUCUUGGCUUUGUUCAUAUUCUGCGGCUGUCAGAGGUGCUCAGAGAGGAAGCCUGGCUACAGCAGCAGCCCGUACUCAUCCGGUGAACUGAACCAGGCCUGGCCCACCAGAAUCACGCCCAUCCCUCGUGCCUCCACCACCACCUUCGAUGCUGCUCCGGCCUUGGAGAUGACGGAAGGGGGCAGCACUGGAGCCUUGGUGGAUAAAAAGCACCAGAACAACGGACUGGGAUUUAAACUGAAGCAGACAGGAUGGAAAAAGUCGGGAUCGUACGACGUCAACCCAGAAACAAUGACGACCUUCACAGGUAAAACUCCGUCCCGUUACUCCUACCUGGUCCAAGGCCACGUGAACCCCUACUUCCUACCAGGAGAUGAGAAGAAGAACUGAAAAACACCUGGACAGAUGUUGAAGUCCAUGUAGCAAAGAGUAAAAGAAAACAAAACCACACUGGUAAAUUUCCUGAGCAGGACAUAAUUUAUACUUUUUUUAAAUCUCAUUUUAUUUUUUAACUUGUGACGAUCAAUGACAAAGCACCAAGGACGUUCCUCCACUGUAAAACAGCUGCAAAGGAAAUGGAUUCUUAAAAGCAAAAACAUUUGAGGAUUGUCAUGUUCUUGAUGAUAAUAACCACUAGAUGUCACUGAUUCUCUGUACAAUUUUCCAGUUUUCUAUGGGAUUUCUGGCUUUUUUAGGCUUAAAAUUAUUUUUGUUUUUUUAAAUUAAGCUUCUUCUUUUGCUAAUUGCACUAAAGUGUAGGUGACGUUUACCACCGGCUUCCCACUGAAAUCAAGUGUAAAUGAAACGGGCUGUUUGGUCGUAGAUCAAAGGGGAUGGUUUUUCUAGAGUUAUGCGUCUUAAAUGACUGAAGGGGCUGGAUCCCUGGUUCGCUGUGUUUUGAAGGGAUUUCUACUGCGCCUAUUAAACUCUGAGCACUCUGUAUCUGAUGAAGCUGAUGUGCCUGUUCUUAUGUUCUUAUUGUCUAGUUGACAAAUAGGAAGCAUUAUGCAAACUUGUUGAUGAAGACGUCUGGAUGUGCCAAUUAUCACAUGUAUAUGUUACAUAUACGUCUUCUGUAUAUUUAUAUGUGUGUGCUUGAGUCAGGACACUCUUUUAUAAGCUUUUGAACAUUUUGUAAAUUAACCUUUUGUUGGCAGAGGACGAGUGUGCAUAAAAUGGAAAUAAAUUAAAUCUUAAGUUU
Betta splendens (Siamese fighting fish) is the source of this 4027-nucleotide messenger RNA. RefSeq names its product mucin-2. The record is from RefSeq and is a predicted model, not a curated record. Bases 586 to 3216 code for a protein of 876 amino acids. NCBI's taxonomy places the organism in Eukaryota, Metazoa, Chordata, Actinopteri, Anabantiformes, Osphronemidae. The transcript has 14 exons. Gene Ontology annotation, biological process: cell-cell junction assembly.